Botrytis sinoallii is the source of this 1051-nucleotide messenger RNA. RefSeq lists its product as uncharacterized. The transcript is spliced from 3 exons. NCBI's taxonomy places the organism in Eukaryota, Fungi, Ascomycota, Leotiomycetes, Helotiales, Sclerotiniaceae. Gene Ontology annotation, molecular function: deaminase activity. Gene Ontology annotation, cellular component: cytosol; mitochondrion. The record is from RefSeq and is a predicted model, not a curated record. The coding region runs from base 408 to 857 and encodes 149 amino acids.
UAGCACAUAUCCAUAUUCAUAUUCUAUGCUCUCUUUUCAAGUAUUAUGACGUCACAAUUGUCAAUACCUUGAGUAAAAACUAGAAAGAGAGUAGAUGGCUCUUGCGAAUAUGGCUUGAAAAAGAACUAAUUGUCUCCAAUAGAGUGAAACUUGCGAGGUGUAAUUGGUUGGCUUACAGGAAAUAUAGGAAUUAUGUUGGAUUGAAAAGCCACGGCGAUGAAGGCAAAUCAGUCUUAUUCCCCGCCAUCUUUGUAUUACCUCCACCAUCCCCCCACCUUCCUAAUUCCAACAACAGCUAUUCAUAAAAUAACUUCAACAUCAGAUUCAAAGUCAAACACUACAUCGUUUCUAUCAAAAUAUAGCUACUUGAUCCGAUAAUUGAAAACUUAGGAAACAAAUUAUACACGAUGCCCCAAAAAGAAGCUGUUUCGACCGACAAGGCACCACCGCCAUUGCCCUUCUUCUCCCAAGCCAUCAAAUGUCAAGGAAUGGUCUAUUGCUCCGGUAGCAUUGGGAUGGAUGUUGCUACAAUGAAGCUUGUCGAAGGAGGUGUUGCUGAUCGAACCAAACAAGCAAUUUUGAACCUCCAGGCGGUUUUGGAGGCCGCUGGCAGUAGUCUUGAAAACGUUGUCAAAGUCAACGUCUUCCUGACCGACAUGCAGAAUUUUGCAGCCAUGAACAAAGUCUAUGCAGAAUUCUUCCAUAAGGAUCCCAAGCCAGUCAGGACUUGCGUUGCGGUACACCAAUUGCCACUCGGGACUGAUGUGGAAAUUGAAUGUACAGCUCACCAGGGAGAAGAAUUCUUGUCGUCAACAAAUUUGCUAUCAAGGCCAAAUCUUAUGACCAAGGAUUGGUAGUAAGAUGUCAGGGAGCCGAACUCUUGAUUACAAUACCACAAAUAUUUUAAAUCAAAGCGAUUUACAAUUGUUUAACUCCUUGCAGCGCUUUCAAUUAUAUCGCUUGACUUGAUUCAGAACAAAAAGAGGUGAUUGCUUCCAGCUUUUAUUUCCUUUGUAUGGCCGGCAUUCUUCGUUUCUUUGAAGAAAGCUUC